AUGGCACAAGUUCCGGACGCGUCUACAGUGCCAGUACCUGAUGUGAGCCCUGAGGAAGAGGCUUUGCUGUUUGGGUCUCAAGGACAACCGACAGCACCUGCUGGAGGAGCGAACCCUUUUGCGUCGCCUCCGGCAACUCCAGCUCAAGCUCAUGCUUCGCCUACUGGAAGCCAAGUGGGUGGAGUACAAGCUGGAAAUGGCCUUGGUGAAGGCAACUUCCAAGCCAUCUUCUUGGAGAUGCUAAGGCAGCAAAGUCAGGCCAACCAGCAGAACCAGCAGUUGAUAGCUGCCCUCAUGAGAAGAAUGGAUUUGGAAGAGAAGCGUCGAAAUGAGGCUGAAGAGAAGGCAGCGGAGACCGCACGUUUGGUUGCAGAGGCUGCAGCUAGAGCCAAGACGGAAGACCCGUUUGCAGCUGCACCGAGCACACCUUCUGUGCCUUUUGCAGGAGCUACCUCGUCUUCGAGCUCUGUUCGGAGCCCAUUGGUGCAGAAUAGGGCGGAGAAGUACCUUCCAUCUCUGCCGAUGCUAGAGCAUCAAGGCAUGAACAAGGGCAGGAUGCGAGAAGUCGAGACAUGGCAUGCCUACCUGGAGACACUGUCAUCGUGGCUUGCUCUUCAAGAUGAGUCUUUCGUUCGAGAGUUGCAACUCUGCGUCAAGCAAAAGAAUGAGAUCCUUCAGAAGGAUUUGGCGGAUGAUGUUGCUGCUCGAAGUGCGAAGCUUUACUACUAUCUCACCCAAUCUCUCUCACGUUGGGAAAGAGGUCAGGAGUUGCUACGCUCGUGCUCGAAAAGGCAGUCUCUCAGUGCCUGCGGAUACGAGGCUGUGAGGACCAUCACGCAGCAAUACAGCAUCGUGUCUCGCAUGGAAGCUGUCUACGUGCGGGAGCAGUGCCUCAAGUUGGCGACUACGUGCCAGCAUCACCGACGGCCGACAGACCUCAUCCGUCACUUGGAGGACGAGUUUUCUCGUGCCGAAUCCAAGCUUGGGAACUUUCCAGAGUUGCGUCUCACGGAGGCUGACCGCUGCAGUGUUUUGCUGCAAGCUCUGAGCCAGGAGCUCAGACAGUACGUCGUUCUUCAUGGGAAGAGCAACGACUGGACAUCGCUGAGCGAUAGCCUUCGGUACUAUGAGGAGCAGCUUCGUCUGUGUGAGGGUCCCUUUUCCUCAAAUCGGCAGAUGUCAGGAAAGGGUGACAAGCUUUGUGACCACUGUGGACGAAAGGGACACCUGGCUAAGGACUGCUGGAGCCGUCAGCGUGAAGCCGGUGAAAAGGGCAAGAAGGGCGACAAGGGCAAGAAGGGCGAUGGCAAGGGAGCGCAGAAUCCCAAAGGAAAGCCACGCUCUCCAACGCCGAAAGGCGGAAAAGGCGGCAAAGACAAGGAGCAGAAGCCCGACAAGCCUGAUAAAGGCAAGGGCAAAGGCAAGAAGAAGAAGAAGGCUAGAGCCCGGGCUAUGGGAGAACCAGAGUCCGAGGCAGAGUCCGAGUCUUCGAGGACCUCCACCGUGAUGGCGAUGAGGUUUGCCAAGCCUUCUGCUGUACGAGAAGUACUGAGCCAGCCUGAGCCUGAGAAGCCUAAGCCCGUAGAGGCAGUCCCUAGACCGGUCGCUGUAGGGCCGAAAGUCACUGUAGAUGAGAAGGUAGGCACCCUGACUGGAAGCACCUCGAAGGGAGAUGCGGCAUACGUCUGCGCUUCGCUGCAGGGAUCGGACAUGGAGAUCGACUCUCUUCCUGUUGACAAGGAACCCAGGAAAGACAUUACUGCAGGACCAAGCAUCCUGAAGAAGACUUCGAAAGAAGCGAAGAGUGAUGAGAAGCCUGGAAAGGACGAGAAGUCUAUCCGGAAGGUACUGAGCAUGUCGGAACCGCCAAUGGAGGUGGAGCAAGAUUCCCACAACUCUCCAGCGGAGAGUGCCGGGCAGGAGGUUGCGUUUUUGAAUGCACCAGUAGAGCCUGCACCAGCAGAGGCGGCGCCAGUCGAGACUGCGGAUGCAGAGGCUUCAGCUGCCCCAUUCAAUGUUUUCUCGAGGCCUCCGAGUCAAGUUGCAGUACCUUCGCCUACGGUGGCUGCAUCAGAGACAGGAGAGACAGAAGAGGAGGAAGCAUGGGGAAAAUGGAGGGCAAGCAAGGCCAGGCCUUCGCAGCCAUCAGCCGAGCCGCCGCUGAUAGUGAAGUGGAGAAGCAUGCUGAGGGGGCCGCGCUACAGGUAUUUUAUGCAAGCGAUACGACAACAGCGAGAAGAUCUUAUUGCAUGUGGAUACCCUGUGCCGGCAAUUCCAGAGAACGACCUGGAACCUGCAGUUCCACUUAUGUCUAUCGGAGAUGGGCUCGUUUAUUCUUCCCGCCAGGGGACCAUCUUUGCGUCAUUGACAGAUGCUUUGAUGACCGACGGCUACCUCCUCGAGGUUGGACAGAAGCUCCUUGGGCGGAUCCAACGUCCAGACCCAGAUGUGGGACCGUGCCUGGGAACGGGGUGGUCCAAGAGGCUUCGCGAUCACGAUCCCGAUCCUCUGGAUGGAACGCCCUACAUCAGCGCAGAGGUUGCGUGGGCGCUGUGGCUGCCCGAGUUUCCGGAAGCCCCGGAUCAUGGAGGCAUCCUUCCGGUGAAGAGAAAGAGGGAUUUUUCCCAGCUCACCGACGAGUUGUUGGACGAGCAUACUACAAGGUUCGAACUCGCGGGUCAAGGCCGCACUCUUCAUCAACGCGGCGUGCGUGCAAGGGACGCGCGUGCUGCUAUCGAAGGAUAUACUCCCGAUCCAAGUCACCUACGCCACCAGAGUGGCGGGGACGUGGCUGCGCUGGGUUACAUCAAGCGUAUCCUCAAGGUCCUGACCGUUUACGAGGCCAUGCCGGAAGCGGAACGCAACCUUUUGGCUGGAAUGUACCCAGACGACGUCGAGCUCCAGCUCGAGUGGGUGCCAGGCUCAGCCAUCAGGCAUGGGUGGCGUGCGUUAAUGGGGGCAAUGGAUCAGCGCACCCGGCGCUAUAUCGAGUUCGAAGCAGAGGUCCGAAAAUGGGAGGACUUGCAGUCCGCUCGACCCAAGGUCAAGGCCAGAAGAACGGGUGCAGCUGCUUCCACAGAUACUGGAGGUGGAAUUGGAGCGAUGAACGAAGGCUCGGAGACUGGAGCCAUGAACGAAGGCUCGGAGACAGAGUCUGCAGAGUCAUCCUCGGCAAGUUCAUCGGACGAAUCGAUUCCAAUGGGGGAAUACAUGAUGCAGAGCCGGACCAGAGUUUUGGCGCUCAUCGAAGCGGAGAAAGCCUUGAAAGAUGUGGGCUCCUCUGCGCCGCCCCCACCGUCUCCUAUCAUUAUGGAGCCAUCGCCGGUUGCGACGGACGGGUACAAGUUCGAUCCAGCAUCUCUAGGAGCCCCUCUGGGGGACACUGCAGCUCCAUCAACACCGGUACCUCCUUUGCCUUCCGCAGUUUCAUUGGCCCCUUUGGAGUCAUUCAAGUUCUUGGAUGUCCCACCUGUUGCUUCUUCUGGUCCCUCGGACCACAGUGUGGAGCCUAUGGUGGUGGAAGAGGAGCGGGCCCCAGAAACUCCAGGACCCACGGCACCGGUUGGAGCUCCAAUUUCCGCAACGGAGAGUGUGCCGGAGACCCCUCCUCCAGGGGAAAUUCCAGGUCCCGGUUAUGUCCCGAAGGCAGCUCCUGGGGAAAUUCCAGGUGCUCUGUCGAAAGCCCAGGGGGCACCAGCGGGGGCUACACCGAAGGCCUGGUCUGUGGUUCCAACUUCCUCGCCUUUGACGGUUCCAGAAGCGCCAGUGGCUGUAGAGUCUUUGCCUGCAGUUCCAGAGCCAGCAACCGUGACAGCGGAGGAAGGGCCUACCUCCGAGACCGCUACAUCAUCCGCAGCGGGUGCCCUUCCGCCUCCGGGCGGCUUGGGUCAAACAGCCGAAGAGAGGGAGUUUGUGCUUCCUUCCCCUUGCCAGAAGAAGUGA
Symbiodinium natans is the source of this 3942-nucleotide messenger RNA. The record is from the annotation of a GenBank genome assembly. Lineage: Eukaryota; Dinophyceae; Suessiales; Symbiodiniaceae.